Molecule: messenger RNA, 1473 nt
Organism: Acanthamoeba castellanii str. Neff
Lineage: Eukaryota; Discosea; Longamoebia; Acanthamoebidae
Product: GPI anchored protein
Exons: 14
Coding region: 1-1473 (490 amino acids)
Source: RefSeq, a predicted model, not a curated record
AUGGGCGAGCUGCUGCACGACGAGGAGGCCCGCCGCUCCUUCAUUGACUCGGCCAUCUACCACGAGGGCCACUUCCACGAGAUCGGCUACAACCACCACUCCGGCCUGACGUACGACGGGCACACGAUCAACUACCAGAGCGGCGAGUUGAUGCCGCCCAUUCACAACUUCAGCGCGCCCUCCAAGGAGUCCGUCCACGUGGCCCUCCUCGCUCUCUCGCUCCUCGGCAACGAACGGGCCAGGCUGUUCUUCAAUGUGUCGGCCGAGAAGGCUGGCCAGUCGGUGGACGAGCUGGCCAUCGACAUCCUCCAGAAGAAGAUGAACGCCUACGAACGCUUCAACGCCCAGUACCCCGGCUAUGGCGGCUAUCUGCCCUGGUACGUGAUCACCGACUCGAGCCUCUUCCCCAUCCCCCCUGGCUGGACGUCGCGCGUUCCGAGCUUGGACAACGGCGAGUGGGUGUGGGCGUUGAAGGCGGCCGUGGAGGCCCUCGAGCAGCGAGAGCAGCCCACCCUGGCCAAGCGCUACUUGAACUACGUCGACAUGCUGGCCAAGAACGCGUUGCUGGUGUUCUACGCGGGCGAAGGCAGGCUUCGCACGGUGACCGUGAUCGCCAACAUGAGCGCUCCGCCCUCGCCCGGCAACUACUACGGUCCUCCCCAGGUUGGCUAUCUCGAUGACCCCUAUGAGGGCGAGCUGUUCACCUUCUUCGUUGACCUCUACUCGAUGGCGCACGACCCCGCCGAGAGGGAGAAGAUGUGGGUGUACAAGCGGGAGCUGCUGCAGGCCGUCAAGUACCACACGCCCUCCGGCCCGAUCACCGUCCAGCGCGGCUGGUGGUUCUCCUCCCACGAGCAGUGGAAGUAUCUGGAGAUGCCCUAUCUGGAGGUGCCCAUCAACAAGCGCGUCUUCCUCAACGGAGAGCGAGCGCGCACCUGGAACUCUGCCCUCAAGGGUAUCCCCGGUCUUUUGGCUUCCGUGAACGACGUAUCGAAGAACGAGAACAUUCCGGACUACAUGGGCGCGACGGGCAUCCGCGAGAUCGCCUUCGAAGAGAUCGCCUCCACUUCGGUCGUCACCCCCUAUGGCGCCUUCCCCAUGUUCCUUGCCAGCGAGGACGUGGCGGCUGCGUGGUACCACGUGAUGCUGAGCGGAGGUCGCAUGCAAGGCCCGUUCGGCACGACCGAGGCCAUCAACAUCACCGGCACCGCCAUCUCCCCGGUCGUCACCUGGGACAGUAAGAUCACCACCGUGCUGGCCAUGACCGGUGGCAUCGCGCCCGUUAUCAGCAAGAUCCUGAAGAAGGAGGGCAACUACCAGCGGUUCUACGAUGUGGUGGACCGGGAGUGGAGCCGCGUGUUCCCUUCCCUUGCGGGCGAGUCUCUGGCCUUCGCCCUGCCCCGUGCCACCAUCCCCACCGCGCCCCUGGGCGAUUUCUCCCACUGCCAGACGCCCAAAUAUUCUCCUAAAUGA